AUGGGAGGUUUGGAUAAAUCUAAACUUGAAGAGAUAGCUGUCCAGCUAAGGAAAGUGUGGCUGAGAAGGAACACUUUAGUGUUUGAUAAGAGACUCACAUGCCCAAAAAUGUUGUUAUCAACAUCAAUUGAGUCACUGAAGGAUUUCAAACAGGCAAAUAGUUUGGCCAACAGUAACAAUGAAAUUCAGCAGAGUGAACUUUCAGUAAACACGACUAGGUGGAUUCGACUUGCAGCAAAUUUUGUAAAGGCUUUGCUUGCAGCCUGCGAUAGUAGAAGGAAUGUUUUGUCACCAGAGAUUGCAGAGUGUCAAGCUCUAUGGAGGGCUAUGCAGUUGUGCAAUGAUCUCAAUAUCCAGAAUGCUAUCUUUGAAGGGGAUGCCAAGGCUGUCAUAAUGGCAGUUAAGGGUGAUGAAGAAAAUUUUUCUUACUUUGGUUCUUUAAUUGAUGAUAUUAGGAAUGUAUUGAGUUUUAGGAAGAGCUGGUCUUUACAAUUUGAUUACAGAGAUAAGAAUACAGUUGCACACAAUCUGGCAAAGGCUGCCUUACACAUAGUUGAGGAAAAAGUUUGGAUAGAAAUUGUUCCAGAUUUUAUUGUAAAUAGUCUGGUUUAUGAUAGAAGAUAUAUGCAGGAUACUCAUAUAUGA
Juglans regia (Persian walnut) is the source of this 645-nucleotide messenger RNA. RefSeq lists its product as uncharacterized. Lineage: Eukaryota; Viridiplantae; Streptophyta; Magnoliopsida; Fagales; Juglandaceae. The record is from RefSeq and is a predicted model, not a curated record. Gene Ontology annotation, molecular function: RNA-DNA hybrid ribonuclease activity; nucleic acid binding. The coding region runs from base 1 to 645 and encodes 214 amino acids. The transcript is spliced from 2 exons.